Messenger RNA from Encephalitozoon romaleae SJ-2008, 864 nucleotides. Its product is annotated as 60S ribosomal protein L5. Bases 1 to 864 code for a protein of 287 amino acids. The record is from RefSeq and is a predicted model, not a curated record. Gene Ontology annotation, biological process: translation; ribosomal large subunit assembly. Gene Ontology annotation, cellular component: cytosolic large ribosomal subunit; ribosome. Gene Ontology annotation, molecular function: 5S rRNA binding; structural constituent of ribosome. NCBI's taxonomy places the organism in Eukaryota, Fungi, Microsporidia, Unikaryonidae. The transcript has 2 exons.
AUGACCAAUGCAAAGGGGACUAGGAACUACCACAAGAACUUCCAAGUGAAGAGAAGAAGAAGGCGUGAAGGGAAGACCGACUACAAGCACAGGACAAACAUGAUUCGACAGGACUCCAACUCCUAUGGAUCUGUGAAGCAUAGACUUGUUGUACGGGUAACUAACAGCAAGGUCAUCUGCCAGAUUGUCGGGGCAUAUAUGGAAGGAGAUAGGGUUAUGGUGUAUGCCGAUUCAAGUGAGCUUCCUAAGUAUGGAGUUAACUUUGGGCUGACGAACUACUCUGCAGCAUAUGCUACUGGAUUUCUUAUUGGAAGAAGGGCACUUACAGCCUUAUCUCUCGAUAAGAUAUAUGGUCCAAAGGAGAUUGACGGGUCUCAUAGUAUUACAAAGGAUGUUGAUGGAGAGAAGAAAGCAUUCAGGGUAUUUCUGGACGUUGGACUUGCAAGGUCUACAAAGGGAGCAAAAGUGUUUGGAGCAAUGAAGGGAGCAUCUGAUGCAGGACUGAGCAUUCCCCAUAGGGAGGUGAAGUUCUAUGGAUACAAGGAGGAUGGAAGCUUCAAUGCACAAGAGCUACAUGACAGGAUAUUUGGGUAUAAUAUUUCUGAGUAUAUGCAAGAGCUUAGGGAAAACAACCCAGAGAAGUACAAGAUCCAAUUUUCUGAUUAUAUUAAGAAAGGUAUACAACCGGAAGACAUUCCACAGAUCUAUAAGAAUGCCUUUGAUAAGAUUGCAGAGGAUCCUAUAAAAGAGAAGAAAGAAAUAAAGGACUACUCCGGAUUCAAGAAGUACAAGCAGGCAAGACUUACAUAUGAAGAAAGGAAGGAGCGAGUGCAAGCCAAACUUUCUGCAGCUGAGGGAGAAUAA